This is a messenger RNA of Lolium rigidum, 2291 nucleotides long. RefSeq lists its product as uncharacterized. Bases 512 to 2125 code for a protein of 537 amino acids. Gene Ontology annotation, biological process: sesquiterpene biosynthetic process. The transcript has 3 exons. The record is from RefSeq and is a predicted model, not a curated record. Gene Ontology annotation, molecular function: cyclase activity. NCBI's taxonomy places the organism in Eukaryota, Viridiplantae, Streptophyta, Magnoliopsida, Poales, Poaceae.
AGAAAUGACGAAAUCCGAAGCCGUGUAUUAGAGACGCGGGGUGUAUUUUGGGGUCUGCUACUGGCCACGACUUUUCGCAGAGGUUGAAUGAGACGAAGCUACCUUGUGCUUGACGACGGCAACUUUUGUUCCUUGUCUAUCUUUCUCUUCUAGUACUCCGUAGUAUUCUAUUCUCCCUUGAUUAAAAUUAACUUUUGCUAGUCCUGGUCAGGUCCAGGUACGAGCGGAGGGCGGCGGCGGCGGCCGAAUCAACGAUUUCCUCCUCUAGAAUCUCCGCCCAACCUUCCUUCAAUCCCACCUCCAUCUUCUUCCUCCUGUCAAGUUCCCUCCUCAAUUCUCUUCCCUCCCUUGAUGCCAGGUGGCUCGAUCUAUCUGUUAGGACCUGAGCCGUGGGAAUCAAGUUCCUGGCUUUGAAGCAAACUCAAACCAGUUUGCCUAAGGCUUCUUUGUCCAGACACCUUCAGCUGCCGUGGCCUAGCUUGAACAUCUAGCAUCUGCAGUUUUCUGAAAUAUGGUGGUGGUUCCUGAUGGUGGUGGUAAUGAGAAGAAACCUGAUGGCGAGAUACACGAAGAAGCCGCAGGAGGACCCGGGAACAUCAACGUGAAGGAUCACAUAGCCCUCUAUUUCAGCUCACCCAAAGAAAAUGGACACGCCUUCGAGCAGCUGCGGGAGACAUCGUACCGGUUCACGCCAUACGAGCCGCCGUCCUCCAACCCGCAACAAUCAAGCUCCCCUUCCUCCUCUUCCAGGGAGAUGAUGCUCGGCGACCAACGAAACGGCUCUUCGGGAUCCUUCCGCUCGUCUCGACGGUCCUCGAGGCGCUUCGCGAUACCUCUGGUGAAGAAGAUUGACUGGGGAUCCCUGUGGGGCAAGUCCAAGGUGUGGAUCAGGAACCCGGUGAACAUGGCCCUCUUCGUGUGGAUUGUUGCUGUUGGAGUUUCAGGCGCCAUCCUCUUCAUGGUCAUGACAGGGAUGCUGAACCGCGUUCUGGACAAGUCCCAAAAGGACACCUGGUUCGAGGUCAACAACCAGAUACUGAACGCGCUGUUUACCCUCAUGUGCCUGUACAACCACCCGAGACGGUUCUACCACUUGGCCUUGCUCUGCCGGUGGCGAGCCGCCGACAUGCUCGCGCUCCGAGAGAUGUACUGCAAGGAUGGGACCGUAAAGCCCAACGAGAGGAAGCACAUGAUGGUGGUGGUUUUGCUGCUUCAUCUCAACUGCUUUGCCCAGUACGCUCUAUGUGGCUUAAAUCUUGGCUUGCCAAGGAGCAGGCGGCCGGCGGUGGGUGUCGGGCUGACAAUCUCGGUGGCAAUAUGUGCACCGGCGGUCGCUGGCUUGUACAACAACCUCAGCCCCCUUGGGAAAGACUAUGAGGCACAGGCCACCGACGAGGAGUCGGGUUCGCUGCAGCUCGAAAGAAAGACCAUCGAGAAGAGGUACUCCUUUGCCAUGCAAACUGUCGUCUUCGAGCAGGAAGGUGCGGCGACACCCGCGGAGCAUAACCCGGUGUGGAAGGGCGGCGUGCUCGACCUGUGGGACGACAUCUCCCUCGCCUACCUCUCCAUGUUCUGCAGCUGCUGCGUGUUUGGGUGGAACGCCAGCCGGCUCGGGUUCGGCAACAUGUACGUGCACACAGUGACCUUCAUCCUCUUCUGCCUGGCGCCCUUCUUCAUCUUCAACCUCGCGGCGAUCAACAUCGACAACGAAGCGGCAAGGGCCGCGCUUGGUAUCGGCGGCGCCCUACUCUGCGUUCUCGGCCUACUCUACGGCGGGUUCUGGAGGAUCCAGAUGCGCAGGAGGUUCAGGCUCCCCGCCAACCACUUUUGCUGCGGCAAGCCGGACGUGACUGACUAUUUCCAGUGGCUCUGCUGCUGCCCCUGCUCUCUUGCUCAGGAGGUCAGGACGGCCGAUGCCUACCAGAUUGUGCAGGAAAAUAGGAUGCAUCACCACCAUCGCGGAGACAAUGAUUCCACCUCCCAGGUCCAGAUGCCUAGCCACGGUGAUGAUGUGCAGCAGCAGCAACAGCCAAUGAGGUUUGCAGGUGUCCUCGUACCAAAUGGGGCCACUAAUACUAGUACCAACACAAUACCACCUGCUGUACCUGUAGUUAUACAUAAAUAGAUAGCAACAUUAUGGUUAGAUGAACCAGUAAACUUAACUUUAGAGAUCCCACAGUAAUUCAUUGUACAUGGAAGAGGAUAAGGCAUGUAAAUUAUUAUUAGAGCAUAUACCUCGUUGUAGUUCUGAUCCCCUUUCCCUGCUGAAUUUUGAGAAAUGAAGAUGCACC